AUGGGUCCAUCAUAUGUUUCUUUACCUCGAUCGUCUCAGAAUUUGUCUGAAGAAUUUGCUGAGGCUGCACGACAGCUUAAAAAAGAAGCUCCAAGAAUCCAGUUUGGCAAAAUUGAUGUCACAUACCAACCUGAUUUGAGAAAAGAAUUUAAUAUUCAUGAGUUUCCUACUGUGAAAUUUUUUGUGGAUGGCAGCAGGGAAGAUCCCAUUGACUGCAAAGGAGUCAGACAGGCCUCAGCCUUUAUUACGUGGGUAAAAAGAAGAACAGGACCUAGCACUGUUUUAAUCAAUUCUACUGAUCAGGCUGAAGCAAUCAUAAAUGCUGAUGAUUUGGCAGUGAUUGGCUUUUUUAAGGAACUUCACAACAACAGUGUGGAUGUAUUCUGUGAGACAGCAAGAGAUGUGCCAGAGAUGUCUUUUGGGAUGACAGACAGCGAGGACGUCCAUGCUAACUAUGGCAUCCAAAAGAACAGUCUUGUUGUGUUUAAGAAGACAUCUGUGAAGAUUUUUGAUGUCCCUGUUGAAAAUCACAUCCUGCUGUUCACCCCAACGAACUCGAAUACAUUCAAUACAAUUUAUGAAAACUACAGAUCUGCUGCUGUGGAAUUUAGAGGAAAGAUCAUAUUUGUCUUGGUGGAUACCAAUGAAACACGGAAUGGACGAAUUUUUGAGUAUUUUCUCAUCAGGGACAUUGAUGUUCCUGCUGUGAGGAUCCUAAAUCUGACAAGCCAUGCAAAGUACAAAAUGCCUGCAGAUGAGGUGACUGUGGAGAACCUAAAAGAAUUUUGCCAGAGCUACCUAAAUGGAAAAGCAAAGCCACAUCUCUCCAGUGAAGAAAUUCCAGAGGACUGGGACAAAGUGCCUGUCAAAGUGCUUGUUGGGAAGAAUUUCAACAGAAUCGUCUUCAAUAAGACCAUGACCGUGUUUGUUAUGUUUUAUGCCCCUUGGUCCUAUGACUGCAGAAAGCUCCUGCCAAUCUGGGAUAAGCUUGGAGAGCAAUAUGAAAGUCACAAAGACAUAAUCAUUGCAAAGAUAGAUGUCACAGCAAACGACAUCCUGACUGUUGGACUAGAUCGCUAUCCAUUCUUCAGACUCUUUCCUGCUGGACCAGACUACCAGGUGGCCUAUGCUGGAGAACAUACCUUGGAGGCAUUUUCUGAAUUCUUAGAAGAACAAAGCAAGGCAAAAGCAGAACCAGGAGAGAAAGAUCCUUCAGGAGGAAUCAAAGAGGAUCUCAGCCAAAAAGAGACGGUAAUAACAGAAAAAGAAGAACUGUAA
Molecule: messenger RNA, 1278 nt
Organism: Colius striatus (speckled mousebird)
Lineage: Eukaryota; Metazoa; Chordata; Aves; Coliiformes; Coliidae
Gene: PDILT
Product: protein disulfide isomerase like, testis expressed
Exons: 10
Coding region: 1-1278 (425 amino acids)
Biological process (GO): protein folding
Cellular component (GO): endoplasmic reticulum
Source: RefSeq, a predicted model, not a curated record